AUCUGUCAGUGCAUUAUGAAUGUGUUAUGACAAUUUUAAUUAUGUAAACGUAAACGUUUAACGUGAUUUUCCCAUUUUAGUAAACCAGUGUACCUGUUGACCAUGAAAAAUAACCUCCCACACAUCCACAUAAAUGCAUCCCGUGUAUUGAUUUUUACUGCAGUUGAUUUACAUACAUACUUAAAGAAUAUGUAAGCAUUCAAAAAAUAUUCUCAAGGGAAAAAUGAAAAUGGAUUCAAAUUCAGAGAAGAAUGAGACACAGCAAAUCGUUAUCCAAUCAAAUAGUUACAAUGUGACUGUUAUACCAGUGGAAUUCAACAGGAAUAGGGUGUACAGCAAUACACAGAAUUCUGAUUACUCUGUGGACCAGUUUAGCGAAUACCAGGGAAGAACCCAUGACGAUUACGUGCAAACGGAAGAAUUAUCCUCAAGUCAGGGUGCCCUAUAUUCAGUUUCACAAAGACUUCCACUUGCCAGUACUAGUUACUCCAAUUUAUGUACCACAGAUGUAGGAUAUAAUACUGAGCAAGUGAAUUAUCCUGGGAUGCAACAGGAGUGGGAGAGAGAAAGGACAGUUUCUACGUCUGAUAAUAGUAAAGAUAUUAGCUCUGAUGCAUUGAGUGACAAACAGACUUCUGAAUCCAAUACUACUUCUGUUCCUAGUUCCACAGUCAGCAACAUUCCAACGGCAAGCAUAUUAGAAUCUCUGCAAGGUCCCAUAAUUCCCACCGGUGUUUUCUUGCACAGUCGUACAGCUAUAAUGAUGGAAAUUGAAGAUACACCCACAACAACCUGCGAAUUAAUGUGUCAGGCGAUCGUAAACAGCGAUGAAUUGGGACUGAAUAAACAGUUGGCAUCUCAAGUGUUUACGCUUUGGAUGGUGAGUCCUCUUCUAGAACUGCAACUCAAACCAUCCCACAGACCAUAUGAAACAAGACAAUAUUGGAGGGCCCUUGUGGAACAGUACAGUCAUGCGUCGUAUAAUAGGCAACAAAGGGAUGAACCGAAACUUAUAUUUCAAAGGAAUGUGUUCUUUCCACUGCAUCUGGAAGAAAAAAUAAAAGAUCAAAAAAUUCUCGAAUUGCUCUAUGAAGAGGCACGACACAACAUCCUGGAAGGAAGAUAUCCCUGUGAAGUGGUGCAUUACAUCAUGCUAGGAGGUAUACAAGCUCGAAUAGAACUGGGUCCUUACAAUCCCCAAGUACACUCUACGCAUUACUUUAGGGAGGAACAAAUCAAGUACUUACCGAUGCACGUGAGGAAAAGUGCCACAUGGACCUGGCUCCCUAUCAGUUCGAAGAACUCGGCAGAGGUACGUCUCUUGGAGCAGUUCAAGAGGAUUCCAAAUUCCGCCACCAACAGGAAGUUGAUGAAGAAGUACCUGGAAUUUUGCUGGUCCCUGCCUUUUUAUGGGUCCGCAUAUUUCGAGGGACAAGUAGAGCAGCCGGUUCGGGGCUUAACCUCCCUGAUGACCCACCAAGACAUUCCAGUAUUAGUAGCUAUUAACUCAAAAGGUCUCUACAUCGUAGACGAUCUUCAGUGUACCAUCUUGCUAGGCUUAAGAUUCGAAGAAUUCAGUUGGGAAUACGCGAGGCCCUCCAAAGAAGAAGACCCUAACUGCCUGCCGUGUCUCUUCGUGCAGUUUAUGGUCGUCGAGAACGGAGCAAGGGUGUCGAAGAUAUUGCAGGUGUUCUCUCGGCAGGCGAGCCUUAUGGACACGCUUAUCACGGUUUUUGUGACACAACUGAAGUCCAAAUCGAAUGAUGAACCCGAUAAAGCUUAUGAGAAUCAUAUUAGUAACGAAAACGAAACACAUUCCUCGCUGGUGAUGGGCACAACACAUUCAUCGACUCUACCUUCGCUGAGUAACAAACUCAACAGACUCACCCUUGCAACUUUUGACGAAGAUGGUCGUUGCGUUGGCCAGAUGGGCUCCUGGUCUUUUAGCUAUUAAUAUUCACUUUAAAAGUACAAAAAAACAUUCUCAUAAUUUUUAAUAUUCAUUCCGCAGUUAUAAUGAUUUCCAUUUUUUACUGAAUUCCGUAUUAGUCUUUAACAUCCCCUUUACGUUUAUAACCAAAGAUGUUUUAUUAUGUUUUACAUUUCAGUUAGCAGGGCAUAAUCUAAGGGUUAGUUCUAACCGAAAAGGCAGUUCUUAAAAAAAAAGUUAGUUCUAAAAGUUAAAAAGGGCAGUUGCAAAAUUUGAUUGCUUGAAGUACUAUGAAAUUGAAAUUUAAUCAAUACUUGUUAAAUGCCGGUCCUCUAAAAGGUUAAUAAAUAAAUGAUGUUGGGAACAAUUUAUUUCCACAAAUCGAAUUUUUCGGGCGCUUUCUUUGAGCUAGCAUAGGGUGAUUGAUUUUGGGUAGUUCUUAAAAUUCCUUAGAUUAUCUCCUGUUAGUUAGGUUAGGUUUUUGUUAACUUAUUGUUAAGAAAACAAAGCUUUAAUUUUGAUAGUUAAUGCAGCAGAGUAAAAUGCAGCUCCUUUUGAUGAUCAUUUGUUGAUAUUUGUUUACUUUACACAAGCUGGAAAUGUGUAUAUGAAAUAAAAUUUAUA
This is a messenger RNA of Anoplophora glabripennis (Asian longhorned beetle), 2554 nucleotides long. RefSeq names its product FERM domain-containing protein 8 (gene Bili). NCBI's taxonomy places the organism in Eukaryota, Metazoa, Arthropoda, Insecta, Coleoptera, Cerambycidae. The transcript has 8 exons. Gene Ontology annotation, biological process: negative regulation of canonical Wnt signaling pathway. The record is from RefSeq and is a predicted model, not a curated record. Gene Ontology annotation, cellular component: cytoskeleton; plasma membrane. Bases 224 to 1954 code for a protein of 576 amino acids.